This is a messenger RNA of Arabidopsis arenosa, 1545 nucleotides long. The record is from the annotation of a GenBank genome assembly. Lineage: Eukaryota; Viridiplantae; Streptophyta; Magnoliopsida; Brassicales; Brassicaceae.
CUCCCUCCAAAUUAUUAAUAUACCAAACCAGAAAACAAACAUAUAAUCGGAGAAAUACAGAGAGAGAGCGAGAGAGAUCGGCGGCGACCGGAAACCAUUGAAAUCGGACGGUUUUGCUUCCUUUUUACGAAAAUGGAGGAUCAGGUUGGGUUUGGAUUCCGUCCGAACGACGAGGAGCUCGUUGGUCACUAUCUCCGUAACAAAAUCGAAGGAAACACUAGUCACGACGUUGAAGUAGCCAUCAGCGAAGUCAACAUCUGUAGCUACGAUCCUUGGGACUUGCGCUUCCAAUCAAAGUACAAAUCGAGAGAUGCUAUGUGGUAUUUCUUCUCUCGUAGAGAAAUCAACAAUGGGAAUCGACAGAGCAGGACAACGGUUUCUGGUAAAUGGAAACUUACUGGAGAUCCUGCGAAUGUCACGGAUCAGUGGGGGAUUUCUAGUGGCGUUCGUGGUAAGAUUGGUCAUAAACGUGUUUUGGUCUUCCUCGAUGGAAGAUACCCUGACAAAACCAAAUCCGAUUGGGUUAUCCACGAGUUUCACUACGACCUCUUACCCGAACAUCUGAGGACCUAUGUCAUCUGCAGACUUGAAUAUAAGGGUGAUGACGCUGACAUUCUAUCUGCUUAUGCAAUUGGUCCAACUCCCGCUUUUGCAGCCAAUAUGACUAGUAGUGCAGGUUCUGUGGUCAACCAAUCACAUCAAGGAAAUUCAGGAUCUUACAACACUUACUCUGAGUAUGAUUCAGCAAAUCAUGGCCAUCAGUUUUAUGGAAACUCUAACAUGGAGCAGCAACCAGUUCAAGGAAAUUUAGGAUAUUUCAACACUCUCCCUGAGUAUGAUUUGGCUAAUCACGGCGGUCAGUGGUUGAGUGACUAUUAUAACCUGCAACAACAAGUUCCUUUCUCGGCCCCAAAUGAUGAAAACUCUGAGAUCAUUCGGAACUUCCUGAAUGAAGAAAUUCUUCAAAGGACAUCUAUGCAACAGCAUUACAGUGAUCACCGACCAAAAAAACCUGUGACUGGGGUUUUGCCUGAUGAUAGCAGUGAUACUGAAACUGGCUCAAUGAUUUUCGAAGACACUUCAAGCUCGACUGAUAGUGUUGGUAGUUCAGAUGAACCGUGCCAUAUUCCUGUAGAUGAUAUUCCAUCAUUGAACACUAGUAAGCCUUCGCACAAUUAUGAGGCACAAGAGCAACCAAAGCAGUUGAAAUUGCCGUAUCAGAACAAAGAAAAGGUCAUAUAUAUGCAGAAAAGCGAAUGCGAGUGGAAGAUGGCUGAAGACUCGAUCAAGAAACCUCCAUCCACCAACACGGUGAAGCAGAGGUGGAUUGUAUUGGAGAAGAGGAGUCAAAGGAAUGCACAGUGGAACUAUAUCAAGAACAUGAUCAUUGGUGUCUUGUUGUUCAUCUCCGUCAUUGGUUGGAUCAUUCUUGUUGGUUAAGAGGUCAAAUCCGAUUCUUGCUCACAAUUUAAUUUCUUGUCUGUGUGUUUUUUUCUUUUGGUUUCUUUGCUCUGUUUUCUCGCUCAAGAAAGUCUAUGUAAAAGA